Molecule: messenger RNA, 1434 nt
Organism: Nelumbo nucifera (sacred lotus)
Lineage: Eukaryota; Viridiplantae; Streptophyta; Magnoliopsida; Proteales; Nelumbonaceae
Source: RefSeq, a predicted model, not a curated record
GUUCAAGUGUGGAGGAAUAUGUGUGGGGCUCAGCUGGGCCCAUGUCCUCGGAGAUGCAUUCUCAGCUUCCAGAUUCAUCAACAUCUGGGCCCAUAUGUUGGCUGACCGUCUUCCACCCAAGUUGCUGCACAUACCAAAGCUAGAUCCCAAAGCCCAGAAGCAAAAAGCCCCUUCCACUGCUGUCUCCGAACCCCUCUCCAUAAAACAGAUAGAACCAGUUGGAGACUAUUGGCUAACUGCUAAUAACUGCCAAAUGGAAACAUUCUCUUUCCAGGUCAGUUCUACCCAAUUGACCCACCUGUGCUCAAAGAUACCAAACCAAAAUCAAACUAGCAAAACCCCUCCAUUUGAAUCUCUCUGCGCUGUAAUCUGGCAAUGUUUGGCAAGGGUUAGAGAAAAUCCAGAGCCAAGGAUGGUAACCGUCUGUCGAAAAGGUUACCAUGACAAAGAAGAUUGGAUUUUGAGCAACAGCCAGAUGUUGAGCAUAGUGAAAGCAGACUUCUCUGUUGCAGAUGCCAACCCAUCGGAGUUGGCAACACUAUUGGCUCAACGAUCGGUGGAGGAGAACAGCCGGGGGCUAUCGGACUUCAUCACACUAGGCGUAAACCUGACUUUUGUUAAUCUGGAAGACAUUGAGCUUUUUGGAUUGGAGAUUAAAGGGCAAACCCAUCUAUGCGAAUUAUUCAGUUGGUGGCAUCGGUGAUGAAUCGUUUUGGUGCUUCUAGGCCCAGGAUCAAGCACUGUUGAUGAGGAAUGCACAGGAGGGAGAACGGUGACUGUAACACUACCAAAAAAUCAGGUCUCCCAGCUGAAAAAAAAGAGCUCAAGAAAGAAUGAUGCAUUACUUUCUGCAGUUUGAACUGAGAUGAUAAUGUUGGUUUAAAUAUUCUUAUUGGUACUAGCAAAUGUAUGCACGUGGUAAUUUCAAAUAAUAAUAAUCAAAGCAUGAUGUAUCAGUGGAUUUGUUGCCUUUCAACAUAAAGAUCUGGUUUCAAAUCUGCUUAUUAUAGUUUAUAUCAGUGUUUUUAGUUUGCGGUUGAAUUGGAUAGUCAAGUUGAUUGACCUAUCAUCUAGAUAUAUUUAUAAAUAUGUUUUAAUCCAAACCAUUGACUUAGAGGUAACUUUGUUGGUUGAACUGCUGACCUAUUUGACCAGGCCAAUGGGACAUGGGCAAGUAUUAAUUCUCUUUUUCUUUUUUGUUUUGUAUCUUUAGUCAUUUCCAUCAUUAGUAAUAAUAAUUCUCAUUUUCACACAUUUUUGUUAAACAUGACGAAUAUAUAUUGCUAAAGGCUUGCUCUAAUUUUCUAUAAUUUUUAUAAAAAUUUUCUAUGGUGACUUGCUGGAUUAGGAACGAAAUGCGGUUCCCAUUGAUUUUUAGAACAUUACAUUAGUUUAUUAUCUGUAUUCUGGCAUCUCCCUUCCAUCUAUAUUAUA